Molecule: messenger RNA, 2392 nt
Organism: Felis catus (domestic cat)
Lineage: Eukaryota; Metazoa; Chordata; Mammalia; Carnivora; Felidae
Gene: IDH1
Product: isocitrate dehydrogenase (NADP(+)) 1
Exons: 10
Coding region: 292-1536 (414 amino acids)
Biological process (GO): isocitrate metabolic process
Cellular component (GO): peroxisome; cytosol; mitochondrion
Molecular function (GO): isocitrate dehydrogenase (NADP+) activity; magnesium ion binding; NAD binding
Source: RefSeq, a predicted model, not a curated record
AGGCUCCGCCCUGUUGGCCGCCUCCUGGGUUGGUGCGGAGGCGGUGUCAGAAGCCGAAACAGCUGGGGCCCAGCUGGCAUUACCAGUGUAGACCCUUGUGAGCUUCAACGUGUGAGUAGCUGUGGCGCCCCCGGCUUAUCUCCCGCGUACCUUCUCCUGCAGGAAAUAAACUGCACUCAUCUGAGUCUGCAAGAUUGAAGGAAGUUGGGGUGAUUAGAAGUUGUAAAGUGAAAUAAACGAGAAGACCUGUGUCCUAUCUUUUGUUCUUCUGAGAGGUUUCUUGAAGUCAAAAUGUCUCAAAAAAUCCGUGGCGGUUCUGUGGUAGAGAUGCAAGGAGAUGAAAUGACACGAAUCAUUUGGGAGUUGAUUAAAGAAAAACUCAUUUUUCCCUACGUGGAACUGGACCUACACAGCUAUGAUUUAGGCAUAGAGAAUCGCGAUGCCACCGGUGACCAGGUCACCAAGGAUGCUGCAGAAGCUAUAAAGAAGUACAACGUUGGUGUCAAAUGUGCUACCAUCACCCCCGAUGAGAAGAGGGUUGAGGAGUUCAAGUUGAAGCAAAUGUGGAAGUCACCAAAUGGCACCAUCCGAAAUAUUCUGGGCGGCACUGUCUUCAGGGAAGCUAUCAUCUGCAAAAAUAUCCCCCGUCUUGUGAGCGGUUGGGUAAAACCUAUCAUCAUAGGUCGUCAUGCUUAUGGGGAUCAAUAUAGAGCCACUGAUUUUGUUGUUCCUGGGCCUGGAAAAGUAGAGAUAACCUACACGUCAAGUGAUGGAUCCAAAAAAAUGACAUACCUGGUACAUAACUUUGAAGAAGGUGGUGGUGUUGCCAUGGGGAUGUACAAUCAAGAUAAGUCGAUUGAAGAUUUUGCACACAGUUCUUUCCAGAUGGCUCUGUCUAAGAGUUGGCCUUUGUAUCUGAGCACCAAAAACACUAUUCUGAAGAAAUAUGAUGGACGUUUUAAAGACAUCUUUCAGGAAAUAUAUGACAAGCAGUACAAAUCCCAAUUCGAAGCCCAAAAUAUUUGGUAUGAGCAUAGGCUCAUUGAUGACAUGGUGGCCCAAGCUAUGAAAUCCGAGGGGGGCUUCAUCUGGGCCUGUAAGAACUAUGACGGCGAUGUGCAGUCGGACUCCGUGGCCCAAGGUUAUGGCUCCCUUGGCAUGAUGACCAGCGUGCUGGUUUGUCCAGAUGGCAAGACAGUGGAAGCAGAGGCUGCCCAUGGGACUGUAACACGUCACUACCGCAUGUAUCAGAAAGGACAAGAGACGUCCACCAAUCCCAUUGCUUCCAUUUUUGCCUGGACCAGAGGAUUAGCCCACAGAGCUAAGCUUGAUAACAAUAAAGAGCUCAGCUUCUUUGCAAAGGCUUUGGAAGAAGUCUGUAUUGAGACCAUUGAGGCUGGCUUCAUGACCAAGGACUUGGCUGCUUGUAUUAAAGGUUUGCCCAACGUGCAGCGUUCUGACUACUUGAAUACGUUUGAGUUCAUGGACAAAGUCGGAGAAAACUUGAAUAUAAAACUAGCUCAGGCCAAACUUUAAGGCCGUCCCUCACCUAAGGAGGAUAUGUGUUUUUUUUGGUAACUAGGUCCACUGGUUUACAUUUUCCUGUAUAACACUCAAGGGUAAAGGUAAAAUCAAUUUUGUAAUUUGUUUAGAAGCCAGAGUGUAUCUUUUCUAUAAGUUUACAGCCUUUUUCUUACACAUAUGGUUAGGCCACCCUCGUGAACGUGGCAGGGGACUUUUUUAAAUUUUAUUUUCUACUAGUAGCCUAGGAAUUACUUUAAUACUCAUUUGUACUCAUUGUCACUUUUUCUCAUCUUCCCAUACAAAUGACCAAAAUGAAGAGUGCUUGAAAGGGUAACCUCUAGUCAUAAUAUCGUUCCCUAAAACAUAUGUGAAGUAAAAAUUCACUCCCUUCCCCACUCUCCGUGGCCCGGGCGCUGGGUGGUUUUGGUGUAUCAGAUGUCCCAUUACGGGAGGUAGAGCUGUUAUGUUAAACUUGCCUGUAAUUUGGGACGAAGAGCAUAGGUGUGACUAAAAUGCAUUAGAGAUGCCUCAGUCACUUUUGUAAUGAGCUCUUCUUGAAUGUUUGGAAAAAGCUAAAUAUUUUUGAGGCCACCGGAGCAUUUGUAAUCCAAAAUAAAUACUACCUGGGGGUUGUCCCCUGUGUUUGUCUCAUCCUCCCAGCCUUGUGUGGCCUGAGUAUUCUGCCACCCUGAGCAGUGUAUUUCUUCCAAGUGCAAUAAUACAAGCUGUACCUUUUUUGGACUUCUGUUGGCCUGUUUUAUUUCCCUUCUAUAAAAUGUGAUUUUUCAGAAGUUGAUUAUUAAACACUAUUCUAGUCUGUUCUUCAUCUGAACUGUUAAUGUUAAUUAAAAUCAAGUGCUAACGACUA